Molecule: messenger RNA, 1659 nt
Organism: Candida dubliniensis CD36
Lineage: Eukaryota; Fungi; Ascomycota; Pichiomycetes; Serinales; Debaryomycetaceae
Product: flavin-containing monooxygenase
Exons: 1
Coding region: 1-1659 (552 amino acids)
Molecular function (GO): flavin adenine dinucleotide binding; N,N-dimethylaniline monooxygenase activity; NADP binding
Source: RefSeq, a predicted model, not a curated record
AUGUCUGUGAUUACAUUAACAAAAGAGUCGCACAAGCACCCAGAAAAGUUUAGAAUUAAGCACCAGGAUGAGGUGGAGAUAUUAGGUCCCCAUCGUAAGGACCGUUUUGCCAUCAAUGAGGAUUUACCAACCAUUACUACUACUUCUAAAAUUGCCAUUCUCGGGGCCGGUUUUGGAGGUAUGGCAAGUGCAAUCAAGACAAUGCAAAAGUACGAUGAGCAAGACAUUCAAAUUUUUGAAAGACACGACAACUUUGGAGGUACCUGGUACGCCAAUACUUACCCAGGUUGUGCUAGUGAUAUUCCUGCCUUGUGGUAUUCAUUCUCUUUUGCUUUGACAUCCAAUUGGAGUAGAAUUCAGCCACCACAAUAUGAGAUGGAAGAGUACAUUUUACGUGUUGCUGAACAGUUUAAAUUAAGAGAGAAAACAAGAUUUCAAACGGAAAUUAACAAGUUUGAGUGGGAUGACGUGAAUGGUCAAUGGACCUUGUAUGCACACGAUGUUAAAACAGGACAGAAAAUUAUUCAUAAAAGUAAACUCUUACUUGCUUGUCAAGGUGGUUUGGUUCACCCUUUGCAAUUGCAAGCUGAAGGAUUGGAAAACUUCAAAGGGACAUACAUGCACUCGGCCCUUUGGGAUCAUUCUGUUGACUUCAGAGGGAAAAAGGUUAUUGUUAUUGGUAACGGGUGCAGUGCCAAUCAAGCUGUCCCUGCUUUGCUUAAUGAUCCUAAAUAUAGUGUUGGUUCAUUGACCCAACUAGUGAGAUCAAAGCAUUACAUCAUGAGACCCCUCCCUAGAAUACUUUACAUACUUUACCGUUUAUUAUCAUUCAACUUUAUUGCAUUGUAUAUUGUCCGUUUAAUUGUUGUUUUUGGUGCUGAAUUGAGAGUACCAUUGUUCAAAGGUGAUGGUUUACUCUCCAAAAUUGUUCGUUGGAUAAACACAACUGCUUCUGUCAGCUACAUGAAAGGCAAUGCUCCUAAGAAAUUUCAUGAUUUGAUCAUUCCUAAUUACAAGAUUGGCUGUAAGAGAUUGAUUUUUGACUACAAUUAUAUUCCAUCGUUAAAUGACCCAAGAGUUGACAUCAAGAAUCAAGGUAUUGAUAGAGUUGUUGAAGAUGGAAUUAUAUUGAAAAAUGGUGAACAUAUUGAAGCUGAUAUUAUUGUUGCUUGUACUGGGUACAAUUUAAGCAAGAGUUUUUUUAAUUUUGAAAUUAUUGGUCGUAAUGGAGCAAACAUCUCUGAGGAAUGGAAACAAGAUGGUCCAAGUGCUUAUAGAACUCUUUUGGUUAAGCAAAGUCCUAAUCUCUGGACCAUUGGGGGCACCAAUUCGGCUACUGGACAUGCAUCAGUUGUUAUGGCAAUCGAGAAUGGUGUUGAUUACUUUCUCAAAACCGCUAAACCAAUCAUCGAAGGAAAAGCUAAAUCGGUUAGAGUUACCGACAAGGCUUAUGACAAUUGGCUUACAACUAUUCAAAGAGAGUUGAAAAAGUCUGUUUUUGGUACUCCAUUUGGUGGUUGUGUUUCCUGGUAUUCCGAUGCUAAAGUUAAUUCCACAGUUUAUCCUUGGAGUCAAUUCCAUUAUUGGUGGAUUACACAUUUCCCAGACUACAAAGACUUAAUAUAUGAGCCAUUGAACGAAGAUAAAAAGAGAAGAUGA